Molecule: messenger RNA, 2811 nt
Organism: Sebastes umbrosus (honeycomb rockfish)
Lineage: Eukaryota; Metazoa; Chordata; Actinopteri; Perciformes; Sebastidae
Gene: fastkd5
Product: FAST kinase domain-containing protein 5, mitochondrial
Exons: 2
Coding region: 160-2601 (813 amino acids)
Biological process (GO): mitochondrial RNA processing; regulation of mitochondrial mRNA stability
Cellular component (GO): ribonucleoprotein granule; mitochondrial matrix
Molecular function (GO): RNA binding
Source: RefSeq, a predicted model, not a curated record
AUUUUGAAGGUUGAAGUACUUGACUUCCGGUCAUGAUUGCAGCAUGUAUGCACAUUGACUUACUACAUCCACGGUUUCCUCUCCUCGUAACUUCAUGAGGUUUUCACAUGUUUAUAACAGUCCCGUCUUGAUGCUGGAGAGACAGAGUCUGACAGAUUGAUGGCUGCCUGUGUGCUGUGUCGACGGGUGCCCAGGCUACGCUACCUCCCAGGCUUGAGAAAGGACUUUGCCCAGGCUCAGCAUGUGCCUGUCAAACAAGAGGAUGAGACUGAUGAUCAUGAGGUGAAGAAAGGAGUGUUGCAACACCAGGAGGCCUCUCCCCAAGGAGGAUACAGGCUGUAUUACAACCCUUCCUCAUAUCAUCGCUCUGUGUGGAGCUCCGCAACCUCCCGGAGCCAAACAGAUAAUGAUGAGGAUGAACAGUGCCUCUCCACUCUCGCACCUUCCUUCUGGCAACAGAGCAAUCACUACAGUGUGAGUUGCUCGCGGCACCUCUCCAGCUCCAAGAACACGCUUCUUGAUUUAGCUUUCCGCAAAGGCCCUGAACCCGAGAUGCCAUCAGUUUCGCCGUACCGCAGAAAACCCACGCCGCCAGAUGUUAAAGUAGAUACACGUGCCUUCCUCAAAUGCCGGCCAGGGUAUUCCUCCAUGACCCCUGACCUCACCCAGCGGCCUCCCCCAAUCGAAUGGGAAGAGGCCUUGCCGGUGCUCCAAAAAGUGACCGUUUUAAAAGGCAGCAUGAAAUCAUCAGAUGUGUCUCGGUUUUUCACAGAGCUCAGCCGCUUGCACCCGGACAAGAUGUCAUUAGUGCGCAGCGACCAGCGCUUCAUCAUGCUCCUCCGAUAUUCCGUGGAACACCUUCGCCUCUUCACUCAACCUCAGCUGCUGGAGGUGCUGCAGUCGUUUGUGUGGCUGGACAUGCCCUCAGCCCACUCUGUGCUCGGGCUUUACGAGGCCGAGCUGAGCCGCCGGGCCAGCCAGAUGAGUUUACACCAGCUGCUGGUAGCUGCUGACUUGUGGCGUUGCAUCGGGAGGCAGGUCCCCCAGUUCUUACAGCACCUGUAUGAUUCAGUCCGUCUGCAUCUGGGACAGAUUGGGGUCCCUGAGCUGGUGCAACUGUUGUAUAUAAUAGGAGAGGGCAGGCAGUGCCCAAAAGACUUGAUCCAUCCUGUAGAGCAGCUUCUCAUGCGUCAUUUACAGCAACUGUGCCCUGAGGAGGUUGGCGCUGUGUGCUUGGGGCUCUUUAAAUCCCAGACUUCAAUAUCUCAGGGUGCAGUGACCCGUAUUGUUGAUAAGGCACUCUCUUUUGUGGAGGAGAUGAGCGACUUUGCCAUGGUGAAUGUGCUGAAAUUCCUGCGUUUCAGCUACCUGUAUCACAGGGCGUGGCUGCAGGCCAUGGCGCAGGAGGUUCCUCGACGGGCCCACAGGAUGGGCGUCGAGGGGCUGAUGCACGUGGCACUGGCUUGUUCAGCACAGCAUCACCGCGACGAUAACAUCCUAAUGGCAAUAGCCGAGAGAGUUCCCUCACUGGUGCCACACUGCAGGAGCAAAGACUCAUGCAAGCUGUUGUGGGCCUUUGGCACGUUAGGGUUUCUCCCAGCCCAGAGCCCGAGCUUCUAUCCGAGCCUUACAGAGGCCCUGAGACGGAGGAAAGCUGAAUUCCAGCGAUACCCAGAGCAUCUGCUUACCGGUCUUCUAGGCCUGGCCUUUGUCUCUCAGUUCCCGGAGGACCUAAUUACAUUAGCUCUGAGUCCUGAAUUUGUAAACUUAGCACUGAAAUCCAAACAGCUGGACCUGAAAAAGGACUUGUGCACUUUAGAUGAAGCCGUGGCUCUGGAGUUGCCUCGGUGGAGUGGCCCGCGGCUGAGCCGUGAACUGAGAGAGGAGGUGGCAGAGAUGCUGUGGAAGUUUGCUCAGUCAGAUAUGUGCCUGAAACCAGAGGUUCAGGAAGCGGAAUCUGCUCUGCGGGAUCUGCUCGGAGGAGAGGAGUUUGUAUUAAAGAGAAUGAUUCUCCCCCACACUCGCUCCAUCGACCUGGAAGUACACAUCGACUCCGCUGGACAGCCGAUUCCUGUGAGCCCAGCAUCCCGCACAGCCACGCCAUCUCCAGAGAACAGUUCAUCCAAAUCUCCUUCUCAUCAGGGUUGGGGAAAAAUGAACAUAGGAGUAACUAUAACUGAGGAUCUUUUAGCACAGCUAAUGAAUACCAAAAACACCACUGAACCUUUAACCACAUCUCCUACGGUUAAUCCUACAGUUCUUCACAGAGUAGAGCCCGAUGAAGGCGGGAGAUUGUUUGACACAGGGGUAGAUCUGACCAGUGGCAUUAUAGAAACUCUUGCCAAACCCAGUAGGCCGGGCUCAGCCCCUCAGGACUCCAACAGCACAGUCAAACUUGCCAUCCAAGUUUCCAGCAGGAACCACUAUUGCUGCCAUUCACAGCAGUUGUUGGGCCUUCAUGCCAUGAAGAGGAGGCAGUUGAAGUUGGCAGGCUACAGGGUUGUAGAGCUUAGCUACCAGGAGUGGUUUCCCAUGCUGAGGAGGAGCAGGACUGAGAAGCUCGCACACCUGCACUGCAAAGUCUACAACAGCCUGAAAUGAUUCUCUGACCUUCAAAGGACCAGCAAAGUUGGACUGCAUACUAUGUAUGUGCAAAGUACAGACUAUUAAGGAGAGGAGCAGAUGCUCGUUUCCCCCCCACCACCUACCAUUGUACACGUUUAGUUAAAAAAAAAACAGGAUUUUUGUCAAAACGUGUGACAUUUCAAGAUAUUUUUGUGAUAAUAAAAAUAAUCCAAAUUAAAAAAAGUA